CAAGUCUUAUCAGAGCGUAUUUUAAAAAAUUCUAAAGGACUUUCAUAUUGCAUGAAAAGAUUGAAACUAUUCUCUACAAAAUUCUUCAACAUAUCCUCCUUUUUUCAAAUCGCCUUUUACUUCAAAAUGUCUUCGAAAAUCCUCUUCUCCUUCCUCUUUCUACUUGUUCUUCCUUUUUCGAGUUCUUCGGAUAGAACAUCCUGGAUAAAAUCCGGGUUUUGGUAUGGUGGCAGUAUGUUUCCAAUACCUGAAAUUCCUUCCAAUAUGUACACACACCUUCAUGUUGCCUAUGCAUAUAUCAACACUUCGAAUUUCGAGCUUUACAUAAGAGACUCUGAUGAACCAUAUAUCUCAACCUUUACCAAAACUGUGAAACAAAAUAAUCCAUCAGUUAUAACACUUCUAUCCAUCUUGGGAGGAAAUGAUGAUCAAUCCCCUGACUUUUUCGCGAUGACUAGUGAAUUUUUGCGUAGAAAAUCAUUCAUCACAACGUCAAUACAAACUGCUCGACGAUACGGAUUUCAAGGGCUGGAUCUUAUUGGUGUCAAACCAAAUACAGCUACAAACAUGACUAAUAUGAGAACAUUCAUUGAAGAAUGGCGAACAACGAUUAAUUCUGAGUCCAACAAUUCAUUGAUCUUGACUAUGGGAGCAUACUAUUCACCAAUGAUAGAUCAAUCGAUGAAAUAUCCAGUAGAAACAAUUGUUAGAAACUUCGAUUGGGUUCAUCUCAGAACAUAUGACUACUACUUGCCUAUGGAUACCAACGUUACACGAGCACAUUCAGCUUUAUAUGAUCCUACUAGCACACGAAAUACAGAUUAUGGUAUAAAAGAAUGGAUCAAGAGUGGCUUACCAGCUAAUAAAAUCGUUAUAGGUUUAGCAUACCAUGGCUAUACGUGGAAGCUUGUGAAUCCAAAUGAUAACAUGGUAGGCUCACCUGCGAGAGGUCUAGAAAUGACAGAGGGUGGAUCGAUAAACUACAGAAUGAUCAAGAGAUAUAUGAAAAGUUAUGGAGCCAUACCUGUCUAUAACUCAACUUAUGUUGUAAACUAUGUUACUAUUGGAUCAUCUUGGUAUGGUUAUGAUGAUGUUGAGGCUAUAAGAACUAAAGUUUCUUAUGCGAAGGAUAAGGGGCUUCGCGGUUUUGCUGCAUUCCAAAUUCCUAGUGAUGAUGUCGAUUGGGAGCUUUCAAAAUCAGCCUCAGACGAAAAAGAAGAAGAAGACCAACGUGGUAGCAAGCGAAGGUUACUAGCAAUUCUUUUGCCAACGAUCACCAUCACCAUCACCAUUCUCGUAAUAAGUACAAUAGUGUGUAUCUUGAAAAAGAAAACGAUAACAUCUGAAGGUAUCGAGGAAUUGAACGAAAGAGGUAUAGGUCGCAAUCUGAAAGUUUUCAGCUUUGAUCAAAUAAAAGAAGCUACAAACAAUUUCUCCAUCAAAAACAAGAUUGGAGAGGGAGGCUUUGGACCUGUUUAUAAGAUCAUGAAGGAUCGGACCUCUAAAUCAUACUCCUUAUUGUCCCAGGGAAGGUUAAGUGAUGGACAAGAAAUCGCAGUAAAACGUCUUUCAGAAUGCUCUAAGCAAGGAGUAGAAGAGUUUCAGAAUGAGGUAUCACUUGCUUCAAAGUUACAACAUGUCAAUGUUCUACAACUUCAGGGGUUUUGCAUCGAAAGAAAAGAGAAAAUAUUGAUUUAUGAGUACAUGCCAAAUAAGAGCUUGGAUUUCUACCUUUAUGACCCGGUGAAGAGCCUGAAAUUAGACUGGGAGACGCGAAUUUGUAUUAUAGAAGGAAUUACUCAAGGACUAUUAUACCUUCAAGAGUACUCAACAUUCACAGUAAUUCACAGAGACUUGAAAGCAAGCAACAUUUUACUAGACGACGAGAUGAAGCCAAGAAUCUCUGAUUUCGGUAUAGCUAGACUUUUCCAGAAAGAUGAAAAUGAAGCAAACACUGGAAAGAUUGUUGGGACUUAUGGUUGUGUUCCUCCAGAGUAUGUUAAACGAGGCGUAUACUCCAGGAAAUACGACGUUUAUAGCUUCGGAGUUCUGUUGUUGCAAAUCCUCGGUGGAAAGAAGAAUUCAUGUGAAUAUGGCAUCGAGAACAAUCUGAAUCUUCUUGAAUACGCAUAUGAACUUUGGCAAAAAGGCAAUGGAGUGGAUUUCAUUGAUCCAUCACUGCAAGAUGGUUUUCAAAUAGGUAAACAAUUGAGAUACAUACAAGUUGCACUAUUGUGUGUUCAAGAAAAAUGGGAAGAUAGACCAUCCAUGUUGGAGAUAUACUCCAUGCUCAAAAAUGAAAUUGAAGUCUUGCCAAAUCCUCAAGUUCCUGCCUUUUCCAAGAACAAAGAUGAUAUCGCGCCAGAGGCUUUAGUCACAAUUGAACUAGCUUGUUCGGAAAAUAGUCUCACUAUUUCCCAACUUAUAGCUCGUUAACACUUCAAAGUCUGCGUACAUCCUAUCCACUCGAGACUCCACUUGUGAGAUUACAUUGGGUAUGUUAUUGUUUAAUUAGUUUCAGGAAGCAUUUUCACCUCACAAAUGGUCUUUUUGCCUAUGUUGCCUUACUUGAUCUUAGGAAAUCUUUAAGUGUGAUGAAGGAAAAUUGUUUAAGUAGUACAUUGGAAUAUGAUGAAUGUGAGUCAUGAAGGAUUAUGCAGUACGACAACAAAUCCAGUGUAAUCGCAUGAGUGGAAAAUGGGGAGUUUGGUGUAUACCCAGACUUUAUCCCCUAACUUGUGAAGGUAGAGACGAUGAGCCUUGGCUCGAGUGUAGCAUCGUAAAGAAAUACCAGUUCUAACCAAAACAAGUUUUGCAGAUUUGUAUUUAACUAUACUCACCACUAGAAACAGAGUUUUUUUUCCACCGCGAAUCAAUGAGAAAUUUGUGCUAUAAAACAUGAUUUUUCCAACUCUAUUUUCAUCGAACCAAUUCACUGGAAAAAUGUAUGGUGAAAAACAAAUUCUCAUUGAAAUACUGAUAAUAACCACUAAACAUUUUUUUUUCUUUUCUCAUUGAUUCAAUUAAAAUUCUAUGGGAGUAGCCACUGGAUAUUUGAGUUCACAACACAACUUUUGGUCAUCAAAAUGUUCAGAAAACUUAUAUGCAUGUCUGUUUUUUUUCUUUUUUUUUUUUAACUAUUAACUUUCAAAAAUAGUCUCUCUAUCUGUACGAAUAGAGAUAAUAUUUGCAUACAUUCUACCUUUUCCAAACCUCGCUUGUAUGAAUACACUAGAUAUGACAUUGUUGUUGUAUUUUUUAAAAACUGCCACAAACAAACAUAGCAAACACAUUGGAAUACUUACAUCAAUGUGGAAACCUGAAAGUAUGAACUAAAAUAACGGCAUGUAUAUGUAAUGUAUGAAUUUUUUGUGAAAGGGCUAUGUACAAUGUACUUCAGGAUUUUUCUUUAUUAACAAAAAGUAGUGGAUAUUAUAGUUGAGAAAGUUCUAUGGACUAUGAACUGUAUAUACUAUAAAAAAUGUA
This is a messenger RNA of Solanum dulcamara, 3486 nucleotides long. RefSeq lists its product as uncharacterized. NCBI's taxonomy places the organism in Eukaryota, Viridiplantae, Streptophyta, Magnoliopsida, Solanales, Solanaceae. The coding region runs from base 52 to 2436 and encodes 794 amino acids. Gene Ontology annotation, molecular function: protein kinase activity; ATP binding; chitin binding. The transcript has 7 exons. Gene Ontology annotation, biological process: carbohydrate metabolic process; protein phosphorylation. The record is from RefSeq and is a predicted model, not a curated record.